AGAGAUAAGUUAUCCCAACCAGGACAGGAGCUUUUCCUGACCUUAAGAAUGGGUUAGGCCUAUCUUCUCACAAACGGGUGUGGUAAGUGCCCUUUGAACUUUAACUUCCACCUCUCCCCUGGCACUGACGUUGUCGUGUUAUUCCCAUGCCAACCUGUAGGGGGACUGGCAAAGGGAAAGACAUCAGCACUAUCAAGUCUCUGAGAGUACUGAGGGUACUACGACCUCUCAAGACCAUCAAACGACUCCCCAAGCUAAAGGCUGUGUUUGACUGUGUGGUGAACUCUCUGAAGAACGUCCUGAACAUCCUCAUCGUCUACAUGCUCUUCAUGUUUAUAUUUGCUGUGGUGGCUGUGCAGCUGUUCAAAGGCAGAUUCUUCUACUGCACUGACGAGUCCAAGGAGUUUGAGCGCGAUUGCAGGGGAGAGUUUUUGGUGUACGAACGGAAUGAAGUAAAAGCUGAGAAGCGGGAGUGGAAGAAGUACGAUUUCCACUACGACAACGUGCCUUGGGCCCUGCUCACCCUCUUCACUGUGUCCACUGGAGAGGGCUGGCCGCAGGUGUUAAAGCAUUCGGUAGAUGCGACCUAUGAGAAUCAGGGUCCCAGUCCGGGCUACCGGAUGGAGAUGUCCAUCUUUUACGUGGUGUACUUCGUUGUCUUCCCCUUCUUCUUCGUCAAUAUCUUUGUUGCUCUCAUCAUCAUCACCUUCCAAGAACAGGGGGAUAAGAUGAUGGAGGACUACAGUCUGGAAAAGAAUGAGAGAGGAUGUAUAGACUUUGCCAUAAACGCCAAGCCCCUGACCCGCCACAUGCCCAAGAACAAGCAGAGCUUCCAGUUCCGAAUGUGGUCGUUUGUGGUGUCCCCACCGUUCGAGUACAGCAUCAUGGGUCUGAUCGCACUCAAUACUAUAGUCCUCAUGAUGAAGUAUAAUGGGGCGUCUGACACCUAUGAUAAAGUCCUGAAGAACAUCAACAUCGUCUUCACUACCCUCUUCUUCAUGGAGUGUAUUCUCAAGAUCAUCGCCUUCGGGGUUUUGAAUUAUUUUAAAGACGCUUGGAACAUUUUUGAUUUUGUCUCCGUGCUCGGAAGCUUCACUGAUAUCCUGGUGACAGAAUUUUGGAAUAACUUCAUCAACCUGAGUUUCCUUCGACUGUUUCGAGCGGCUCGUCUCGUCAAGCUACUGAGACAAGGAGAGACUAUACGCAUCCUGCUCUGGACUUUCGUCCAGUCAUUUAAGGCGCUGCCCUAUGUGUGCCUCCUCAUCGGCAUGCUGUUCUUUAUCUACGCCAUCAUUGGGAUGCAGUUGUUUGGUAAUCUGGCACUGGGCGAGGACGAAGGCAGUGCCAUCAACGAAAACAACAACUUCAGGACUUUCAUCAUGGCACUCAUGUUACUAUUCAGGAGUGCGACAGGUGAGGCGUGGCAUGACAUCAUGCUGUCGUGUCUGGGGGGUAAGAAGUGUGACCCAGACUCAGGGAACACAGAACCAGAGUGUGGCAGCACCUUCGCAUACACAUACUUCGUCUCCUUCAUCUUCUUCUGUUCUUUCCUGAUGCUGAAUCUGUUUGUGGCUGUCAUCAUGGAUAACUUUGAGUACCUGACCAGAGACUCAUCUAUUCUGGGUCCUCAUCACCUGGACGAGUACGUCAGGAUAUGGGCCGAGUAUGACCCCGCUGCCUGCGGCCGAAUCACUUACAAUGACAUGUAUCAGAUGCUCAGGCACAUGUGUCCACCGUUAGGCCUGGGGAAGAGGUGCCCUGCCCGGGUCGCCUACAAGAGGCUGCUGCGCAUGGACUUGCCGGUUGCCGAGGACAACUCAGUGCAUUUCAACUCCACCCUCAUGGCUCUGAUUCGGACAGCGCUCGAUAUCAAGAUCGCCAAGGGAGGAGCUGACAAACAUCAGAUGGACGCUGAGCUAAGGAAAGAAAUGAUGGCCAUUUGGCCCAACCUCUCUCAGAAGAACCUAGACCUGCUGGUCACGCCACACAAGUCAGCCACAGACCUGACGGUGGGGAAGAUCUACGCUGCCAUGAUGAUCAUGGAGUAUUACAGACAGAGCAAGGCCAAGAAGCUCCAGGCCCUACGCGAGGAGCAGAACCGAACACCGUUAAUGUUUCAGCGCAUGGAGCCGCCCUCCCCUGGGGGAGGAGAAGGGGGAGGAGGGGGAGGCCCCGACGGGACGGGAGGAGGGAUGCCAGGGGUCAACGGCCUCCCCGCCACACAGCACGACCCUAACAGCAUACCUCCAGAGGGUGGGAUGACAGAGAGCCAGUCGUGGGUAACAGCUAAAGCUCAGGAGAUGUUUAACAAGACGGGCAACUGGAGCCCAGAGAGACCCUACCCCGACCAUCUCCAUGACAACAGACACAACCCCCAGACGCUAGAGAUGAGAAAGAUGGGGCGGGACGGGUACUCGGAAACUGAGCCCUGUCACCCAAUGCGAAUGGACAGGCAUGGUCGGACCAUCUCCAUGCCCCGCCUCUCAGACGACAACCAAAGUGUACACGAUGCUGCGCGGAGACGACACAGGCCCCGUGGACAUAACCACCUCAGUACCAUAACAGACACCAGCCCCAUGCGUCGGUCCACCUCCUCUCUGGUCCACGGGCGUUCUGGCAGGGAGAGGGGGGUGAGGCUGGAUGACUACAGCCUGGAGAGGGUAGAAGGAGAGGGGAGGCACGGUGGGGGAGCAGGAGGGGGACAACGCAGGGACAGGAGGGACAGGAGCCACCGCACCUCUCAGAGGUCCCUUACCAGAUACACAGACGCAGACACAGGGUUGGGCACAGACCUGAGCACUACCACCCAGUCUGGAGAACUCCCCCCCAAAGAGCGUGAACGCGAACGCGGUCGAGCCAAAGACCGCAGGCACCACCAUCAUCACCACCACCACGGUGGCUCCAUGGAGAAGGAGGGGCGCUUCGGGCCAGACAGACACGGGCCAGAGUUCACCCACAGACACCCCCACGACCGGGGGGACAGACACUGGUCACGCUCUCCUAGUGAGGGGCCCGACGGACGGGGCCAUAGACAGGGCAGUAGCUCGGUGAGCGGCAGCCCCGUCCCCUCCACGUCCGGUACCUCCACCCCCCGCCGCGGGCGCCGCCAGCUGCCCCAGACCCCCGCCGUGCCACGCCCCCACGUCACCUACUCCCCAGCCAUACGACACCCCAAGCCCACCUACGGAGCAGGUCCCCCUGGACGACUCCGCUCCCCCUCCCCCCGACACUUCUCCCCCCCAGAGCACGACGGAGGGGGGUAUCACCGCCCGCCAUCGCGUCACGUUUCCCCGCUUGAGCAUGGAGGGUCGAGGCACGGGUCUCCGAGAUCGGCCCGGCACCAGUCGGGGUCUCGUUCACCUCCGCCCCACCAUGGGUCACCCCGGUCCCCCCGCCACGGGCGCUGGAGCGGUCCCCCUCCCGGGGAUAGUCUGGAGAGCGAGGGCGGCCCAUUCUAUGAGCGUGACUGCGAGUACGAGCGCCAGCAUGAGCCGCCCGCCUACGAGCAGAGCCUCAGCAACCCACAUCCCCACGGCAACCCCCACCCGCACGGCAACCCGCACCCACGCUCCCCCAGGACUGCCCGGCACGGGGGCGGCGUGGGCCCACCACCUCCACUUGCUCCCACUCACCCCCGACGAGUCCCAAAUGGUUACCGCUCGUCUUCGCCCUCCCCGCACCGGCGAGGGCCCCCACAUCAACACCCCAAUCCAGGGGGACCACCCCACCGGUCCCCCCCUCAUCACCGGGUCCCCCAUGGAGGCCCCAGAGGCCCCCGGAAGGGACUGCACGAACCCUACAGCGAGACGGACGAGGACGACUGGUGCUAGCACAGCGAAGGAACAGAAGAACGAGGGAGGAGAGGAAGAGAGGAAAAGGAGGGAGGAGAGGAGUCUCUCCGUCUCCCCCGUCCUCUGUUCUUUGUUAUGCAGACUUGAAUGAAGGGUAAAGGGAUGCAGAAGGGGGUGAGGAAAGGAAAGGAGGAGAGGAGAAUUUGGGAGAAGUCUCUCCAUCUCUCUACCUCCACCCCUGAGACUCAGACUUGGAUGGAAUGAUGAGGGAUGGAGGGAUGGUUAGAGGAGAGGAGGCACACUGUGUGGGUGUGUGAGACUCUAAACUCAGAGCAGACAUGACAAAGAGAGACAGCUAUAAGGCAGAACUACGCACCUCUCCUCUUCUCCUCUGUCUCAACUACCAUACCCAGAGUUCUCAGCGUGCCCAGGGGGGAGUAGACCGAGGGAUGGUGGAGAGGUGCUGACGGAGGUGUGGAGAGGGAAGAAAGAACAAAAGAAUGAAAGGAAGGGAGGAGCAUGUAUAUUAAGUUACAAGUGGCCAAUGAAUGGUAAAUCAAAGCCCUUCUCCCAUACUGUUUAGGGGAUAGGUGGGUUAGUUAAGUUAAGCUAAACCUGGGUGCUCUUGCUGUUCUGUCAUUCUAUUCUACUAGCCUGAUAAGUGUUAGGAGCUAACAGCUAAACGCUAGCUAGCUAACACUGCUCUUGGUCUAACCUAGACGGACAUGUUUAAAAAAACAACAAGGAAAACCCAUGCCAGGACCCCCUAUCCUUAUACACGCCAAGCUAUGCCUCCAGAAAAAUCUAACUUGAAGACUAAAGAACAGAAAACAAAAACAAACUUUGAAAAAAAAGAGGAGAAAAAAAGGGAGAACAACCACUUUAACUUAAACUUUCCUUAAAGGGACUAGAACCAGGAAGCUCCGCCUCUACUGCAAAAACCAGCCAAUGACAGAGCUGGCUGAUAUUUGAUGAGUUUUAUCAUCUCCUGUUUACUGUUACAGACUCACGAAAUGCUGACGACAGACCUGGUGUGACCUCACUUCCGGUGGGUGGGGCCUGGUGUGACAUCACGUCCUGUUCCGGUGGGUGGGGCCACAGGGGAGGGGCUGGGGGCAGAGUUAUGGACCCUUAGGGGGCGUAGUUUGUUUGCCCCCACUAUCUUCUCUCCCCCCUUCCUCUCUCCUCCAUCCUGCCGAAAAAGAAAGGACAGGGAAGGAAAAUGAUGUGAGGAGGAGCGGAAAGACAGAAGGGAAGGGAGGGAAAAGACCAUUUCUUCAGUAUUUCUUCUAUCGAUUACUUCUUCUUCUUCUAGUUCUUCUUCUUGGACAUUGGAGCUUGGUUCUUCUGUUGCGUUCGCUCAAGCCUCUGUUAAUCCGUUAUGAUGCAUGAAAAAAAUACCUAGAGAGAAAAUCUACUGUUGGGGAUAUGGGGGCAUAUUGGCUUUAUAGAACACUUACAUUUUAGGUUUUGAUUGAAGAAGUUCUCUUUUUCUGACUCUCUCUCUCUCUCUCUCUCUCUCUCUGACUCUGACUCUGACUCUCUCUCUCUGUCUCUCUCUGUCUCUCUCUCUCUCUCUCUCUCUCUCUCUCUCUCUCUCUCUCUCUCUCUCUCUCUCUCUCUCUCUCUCUCUCUCUCUCUCUCUCUCUCUCUCUCUCUCUCUCUCUCUCUCUCUCUCUCUCUCUCUCUCUCUCUCUCUCUCUCUCUCUCUCUCUGACUCUGUCUAUCAUCAUGCGUUUGUUUAUUGAGUAAAUAUUUGUUCUAUAUCACCCUAAGGAUCCGAUGGACAACCUUUUUUAAGUUUGAUUUCCGCCCAAUAGGGUUUUAAAGCUACCAUUUUCUUAUCUUGAAAGUACUCCUAAGUUCCUGAGAUACUCCUAAAUUUUACUAAGAUACUCCUGUUGUACUAAGAUAUUCCUAAAUUGUUUUGAGGAAUAAGUAAGAAUUGAGAGAGCUAUGAGGAGAGAGAACUUCAACCUCUUUAAAUAAUUGAUUUGUAUUGUUAAUAAUGAUGAUAGUCCUAUAAAUACUGAUAUCAAUGUCAAUGCAAAACGAUCAAUGAUGAUAGUUGUUUGCCGUAGAUCUGUUGUCAUGUUUUUUGGAGUUUCAAUCUGCUGUGUCAUCUAGUUUUCAUUGUUUAUUUUCCUUGGGUUCUGUUCAAACUGUUUCCAAACUGUUUCCAAACUGUUUCCAAACUGUUUCCAAACUGUUUCCAAACUGUUCCAAACUGUUUCCAAACUGUUUCCAAACUGUUCCAAACUGUUUCCAAACUGUUCCAAACUGUUCCAAACUGUUUCCAAACUGUUUCCAAACUGUUUCCAAACUGUUUCCAAACUGUUCCAAAACGCCUUUAACUGGGUCCGAUACAUGCAACACGCAUAAACUUUUCAGGGAGGGGUUAGAUGUCGGAUUGUGAUUGUGAGCAACACAGAUGGAACUGUGUGGCGUUGUGUAACGCAGCUCUUUACCUCUGAUAGGUCCCCCUCAGUGGUAGACAGAGAACCGGGGACACGUUCAGUAGCCAAAUGUUGUCAAAGGUUGCAGAUAGAAAUGUCAUUAACAGAGCCGACGUGGUUCUUCAUUCUACGUGUAAGAGAUGCAUGUUUGUUCUAAAUAGCAUUUUUCUAUCCAAGCGUUCCAAAAACAUUGUGUCCUGCUGAGUGCGCCCCAGUCAUAGCCAAAUGAACCGGCCAACCAACCAACCGUCAGACCUCCACACAGUAUCUGAUUUACAGCUAGCUGUGGACCAUAGAGUUAGAAAGAGGACUUAUACUGGGAUAUAUCCACCUAGAGCCCUCUUUCUACCUCUAUGUUGUGAACGAGCUCCACCUCACAUCCCCAAGAGCUCUCCCCUCGCUGUCGAGUCUCUCUGUCUUUCUGAUGUUCCAUGACAUGUUUAGCAUUGAGCUGCUUGCUUUACCAAGCCAGAGGAGAACAUUCUAGAAACAUUUUAGAAUCUCUAAGACAUUCUAGAAACUCUAGUCUAGACUCUAGAAACUCUAGUACAUUCUAGAGCAUUCUUUAGACAGGUUAGCUAACAUGAUUGUUUCCAGAUGUUUUGGAUUAAAACAUAUUUAUUUUGCUAUGAUUACAGUUAUGUAGAUUGUAACAGAUAUUCCCUAUCAUAACUCGUAAAAUGAUAGAUACAAUAUAGAGAUAUAAAAGUUUAUAUAUUAUAGAGAGAAAAACAUACUUUUAUUUACUUCAAACACUCUAGCCAAGUCGCUAGAGCUCAGAAACUCUCCAUUGAAAUCAGCUACACAGAUUCAAAUUGCACUUUGUCACUGUAGCUCCACACAAUAUCCCACUACAAACUCUAUGCAGAUCUAUCCAACAUUAAUUUCUCCUUUACCAUUAUAGUGCAGAGUGGUUGUAGCAUUAUAAAUAAAUGACAAUAUGUACGUGGGCACAUAGAAAUAGAAUGUGUAGAACAGGCCUCCCAAUUCAAGUCAAUGAUGGCAUAUCUAUAGAUUAUAUUUCUAUGGGUCAGAUAGUGUAGUGUCAGAUAGUGUAUAUACAGCGUUUUGAUAUAGAUGGAUAGAACUAUAUAGAUAGAGGGUAUGCCCACAUCGUUUUGCUUUUGCACAAUCACUCACGAUAUCCCUGUCCUUCAUAGCACAUCUUUCCUUUAAUUUUGACCCUCCUGCAGUGUUUUGUCCUCUCCUGCUCCCUCUAUCCUUCUCCCAAGCUGUCCAAUCCCAGGCCUAGUGUAGUGUAGUGAACUGGGAAGGGGAGCGGGGGCACAUAUACCACCCCUGCCCUCCGUAUAGGUAGGUCCAGAGAGAGAGGGGGGGACCUACAUCAGAGGGGUGUUUAUCUACCCAGAAACCCCAGUGCCUCAGUGCCUUCUGUUUUCAGAGUCACAUCUACCCUUCCCAGCUCGCCCCUCACCAUCCCCCUCUCCCCCUCCUGUGGUUGAUCAACGUCAACCACACUACGCCUUAAAGAGUCCUAGUCGCUGUCUGUGGGCAGGUAGCGGUUGGGAGCAAGGCAGUAGGGACUGGGCUUUGCUUAGUUGGUUGGAACAGUGAGUAAAGCGCAGGAAGAGAGGGGAAUGGAAACUACUUUUGAUAUGGCGGCCAUUUUGGGGAUCUCCUUCGCCCAGUUUCACACAGUGUAGUGAGAUACUGUAAUUGCAGGGGCGAAAAGGCAAUGAUUUGUUUACUUCUCAGGUGUCUCUAGAGAUAGAUAGAUAGAAUCUACACUAUAUAAUAGGCACGCUAAGGCAGUUAGUCAGUUAUAUCAUAUAAUAUGAUAUCAAUUUAUAAAAUCAUAUGAAAAAAUAUAGGCCUAAGGGUUUGAGUUACUGUAUGGUUUGUUAUCUGGCAUGGGCAUUUGUAAUGUCUACCCUUCUCCCCUUAACCUCCAUUACAGACCACCUACCAUUCAUCAUGAAUCUGCCGCUGAAAACUACUUGCACUUGACACUGUGGGUGUCCACUGAUCAGGCAGGAAACUGCCUACUCCAUUUCGGCUCAGCAGCACCAACAUGCUUGUCCAGAAUUGUAACUGCGGAUCCAAAAUGGCUGACAUCGACACACAACACUGCCGUUGUUGCAUGUUGUGUGGAUUGUGUGCUCCAACCAUUAUAAAAUGAAUGACCAUUUUAAGGGGUUUAUUUUGUUUAUUAAAAAAAAAAAUCCAGAAGAUUUGUGAAAAGGAGGAUUUACGGAAGUUUCUAGUUUACUCUCAAUCGUUCAUCCAUCCAUCCUACGUUCCUAUCCAUUUAUUUUUUGUCUUUCCUUUCUAUUUCUGAUGUGACUUCUUGAUCAAGUCUCUUUUCCUCCUCUUUGACAAAGCAGACAACCUCCGAAAGCCAAUCCAACCCCAUUCACUCAAUCAAUCAACUGUUGUGCGUUUGUGAAAUGAUGUAAAUGAUUGGUGUGUGAGGCUAGUGUGUGUUGAUCCAGAAAUAAGGGCUCUCCUAACAAACUAAAGGGGUUUCAUGUGCAGGUACAGUAGUGCUGCCAAAAGUAAUUUGUAUGUAUCUCAAACCAUACAGUGGUGUGGUCUCCCCUUGUACAGCACUAGGUGUGUGCAUGCGUGUGUGUUGGGGUCAAGGGUCAGGGUGAGAGAGUCUAUGUGGGGGGGGCACAGCAGGGUGUACGUUCCGCUGAGGUGAAACGUUCUGGUAUGUUCUGCUGAGGUGAAACGUUCUGGUAUGUUCUGCUGAGGUGAAACGUUCUGCUGAGGUGAAACGUUCUGGUAUGUUCUGCUGAGGUGAAACGUUCUGCUGAGGUGAAACGUUCUGGUAUGUUCUGCUGAGGUGAAACGUUCUGCUGAGGUGAAACGUUCUGGUAUGUUCUGCUGAGGUGAAACGUUCUGGUAUGUUCUGCUGAGGUGAAACGUUCUGCUGAGGUGAAACGUUCCGGAAAAGAACAGAUAGAAAUGUAAUGAAUAGAGCUGACACGACACCCUUUUCUGUCAGCAUAUCCUGACAAGCAUAUCCGUUCUACUUGAUGCAUUUCUAUCUGAUUGUUUUCUGUAACAUUUGCACCCUCCCAGACCCCGGUUAGAAGUAGUGUCACAAGUCACAUUAUUUCACAAAUGGCACUGGAACAUUCUUGGUUCAUUUUCUAGCUCCGCCUUCUUCCGCUUGCCAAUACAGCCUUCAUUAUGAUGUCAUCAGCUGCCAUUUUCUCAUUGACCUCCACCUGCAUCCCCCAGCUCAUUUUGGAGUGGAGGGUCACCAACCUCAUCAGGGCUGGGUUUACUGGCAUGACAGUGAGACAUUGUUCUGUGUCUGUGUGUUGUGUUUGUGUGUGUUUGCUACAUGUGUGCUUGUGCGUGUGUGAGUGAGAGAGUGUGUGCGUGUGUGAGUGCAUGUGUUCACACCUCAUCUACAGUAAGUUAUCUUCAGUGCCUUACACUGUACAGUAGGAACCAAAUCUUCUUUGUAGAUAAACAACACACACUGCACUGAAUAACGCUUUCAUAAUGUUUCCAUAAUGUUUUCUCUCCAACUGUUCUCUUCUCUCCAUCCAGUAUUACCUCACCUACCAUCCUAUUCCUUCUCUCUCUGUGAUCGACGAGUAAGGUCUGGAGGGAGGGCAUGGGUGAAUGAAUAGGUGAUCGUUGUGUUGGGUCUGUCAUCAUUCUCUUUCUCUCUCUGUACAUUUGCUCUGUAAACUCUUCCUGUGUACAUCUUCCAUAAACUUUCUGAAACAAUCCGACCAUGUCCAUCUAUUUUCUCUUUUAUCGCCCCUACAUUUAUUUUUCAACGUUUACAUUUCAAUCAUUUAGCAGAUGUUCUAAUCCAGAGCGACAUAGUGUCGACAACAUCACUCCCACUCUUGCUUGAAGUCUCACUCAAGUGAUGUCCAUUUCCAUGUAAUACCAUACAUGAACACAAGGUGGUGCACUCAUGCUUUAAACAGAGUAUACAUUGGUUGACAUAACGCACCAUUCAAAGGCCUAUGUGUAUGUUGUCAUUACAUUGUUUUCGCAGGAGAACGGGUGAGUAUCGUGUGUGUAUGUGCGCAUGUGCAUGUUUGGAGGCUUCUGUGUGUGUGUGUGUGUGUGUGUGUGUGUGUGUGUGUGUGUGUGUGUGUGUGUGUGUGUGUGUGUGUGUGUGUGUGUGUGUGUGUGUGUGUGUGUGUGUGUGUCUGCACGUGCCAAAACGCACACAGCGACAACACCGAGAUUCUUGACAACUAUGGGUGUGAUUGAAUCCCUAGAGAUGUGUGGAGCGUCUUCUACUGUCACCAUGGAAACCCUCAAGGCCCCUCACUCUUCAUUCCAUACAGUCUCCCAACCAUCACCUUAUAAUAUCCCAAUACCAUCAAUUUGUCCCAUAGACACUGAUUUAAGAUCCAUUUUCAGUGUUAGCCUCCUUAUGGUGAAGCAUAGGAGUGAGGUGGGGUGAAUCUGCAGUAGAAACCAUAUCAGUCCAGUGCCACAGUAGAAACCAUACCAUAUCAGUCCAGUGCCACAGUAGAAACCAUACCAUAUCAGUCCAGUGCCACAGUAGAAACCAUACCAUAUCAGUCCAGUGCCACAGUAGAGAACCAUACCAUAUCAGUCCAGUGCCACAGUAGAAACCAUACCAUAUCAGUCCAGUGCCACAGUAGAGAACCAUACCAUAUCAGUCCAGUGCCACAGUAGAAACCAUACCAUAUCAGUCCAGUGCCACAGUAGAAACCAUACCAUAUCAGUCCAGUGCCACAGUAGAGAACCAUACCAUAUCAGUCCAGUGCCACAGUAGAAACCAUACCAUAUCAGUCCAGUGCCACAGUAGAGAACCAUACCAUAUCAGUCCAGUGCCACAGUAGAAACCAUACCAUAUCAGUCCAGUGCCACAGUAGAAACCAUACCAUAUCAGUCCAGUGCCACAGUAGAGAACCAUACCAUAUCAGUCCAGUGCCACAGUAGAAACCAUACCAUAUCAGUCCAGUGCCACAGUAGAAACCAUACCAUAUCAGUCCAGUGCCACAGUAGAAACCAUACCAUAUCAGUCCAGUGCCACAGUAGAGAACCAUACCAUAUCAGUCCAGUGCCACAGUAGAAACCAUACCAUAUCAGUCCAGUGCCACAGUAGAGAACCAUACCAUAUCAGUCCAGUGCCACAGUAGAGAACCAUACCAUAUCAGUCCAGUGCCACAGUAGAGAACCAUACCAUAUCAGUCCAGUGCCACAGUAGAAACCAUACCAUAUCAGUCCAGUGCCACAGUAGAGAACCAUACCAUAUCAGUCCAGUGCCACAGUAGAGAACCAUACCAUAUCAGUCCAGUGCCACAGUAGAGAACCAUACCAUAUCAGUCCAGUGCCACAGUAGAGAACCAUACCAUAUCAGUCCAGUGCCACAGUAGAGAACCAUACCAUAUCAGUCCAGUGCCACAGUAGAGAACCAUACCAUAUCAGUCCAGUGCCACAGUAGAGAACCAUACCAUAUCAGUCCAGUGCCACAGUAGAGAACCAUACCAUAUCAGUCCAGUGCCACAGUAGAGAACCAUACCAUAUCAGUCCAGUGCCACAGUAGAGAACCAUACCAUAUCAGUCCAGUGCCACAGUAGAGAACCAUACCAUAUCAGUCCAGUGCCACAGUAGAGAACCAUACCAUAUCAGUCCAGUGCCACAGUAGAGAACCAUACCAUAUCAGUCCAGUGCCACAGUAGAGAACCAUACCAUAUCAGUCCAGUGCCACAGUAGAAACCAUACCAUAUCAGUCCAGUGCCACAGUAGAGAACCAUACCAUAUCAGUCCAGUGCCACAGUAGAGAACCAUACCAUAUCAGUCCAGUGCCACAGUAGAGAACCAUACAGGACUGGAGUCAUUUUAGGAAGCAAGAAGAGAAAAUACACUACAUAACUACAUGGCAAUUUAAGAUAAAAAGAGAAGUAUUUAAAUAACAGAUUUGCAUGUGCAAUGUGCAUGCCACUACGUGGGGUUAAAUAAGUCAACUUCAGGAAUAAAAUAAAAAAAAUAUAUAUAUAUAAAGAUAAAAAAAAGUAUAUUAUAUAUAUAUGUAUAAAUAUAUAUAGAUAGAUGUUUUUAAGAGCAAUGUGUUCCUUUUUCUUCUAUUUUUAAAAACAAAAAACUGGAGAGAAAAAACUUGGACAAAAAAUAGAUAGAAAAUCUUUAAAAAGAAGAACUUUGGUGAUGUAAUGAAAGAAUGUUUUUGUUUGUUACUUGCCAGUUAUUCACUAAAGAGGGGGAACUGCGACGGUGGGGAGGUCGACCAUUUAACACUAAACUAAAUGUUGAAACAUUACAUUACAACAACAAAAAUUAAGAAAAGAUCAACAUGGAAUGAAGGAAUACAUUUUUCCUUAAUUAAAGAAAAAGAAAAAUCCCUUGAUUGAGAGUCUUGAGAGCUGAUGAUUGUGAUUAUGAUGUUACCCGUUUAUUCCGGCUAUGAAAUCUAUUUUUUUCUUGCUCUCUCUAUCUCUCUGCUAUUUCUACCAGUGCAUUUUGUUACUCCGAACUGAACUCUUCCUAAGGAACCUGAAUAAAACCACAGAGAGAAUGCA
Oncorhynchus keta (chum salmon) is the source of this 12759-nucleotide messenger RNA. RefSeq names its product voltage-dependent P/Q-type calcium channel subunit alpha-1A-like. Gene Ontology annotation, cellular component: membrane; voltage-gated calcium channel complex; neuronal cell body. Lineage: Eukaryota; Metazoa; Chordata; Actinopteri; Salmoniformes; Salmonidae. The coding region runs from base 147 to 3830 and encodes 1227 amino acids. Gene Ontology annotation, molecular function: high voltage-gated calcium channel activity; calcium ion binding. Gene Ontology annotation, biological process: chemical synaptic transmission; calcium ion import across plasma membrane. The record is from RefSeq and is a predicted model, not a curated record. The transcript has 25 exons.